AUGGCCGCGCUGAGGGCGGGGCGGGGUGCUGGCUGGAGCCUCCCAGCAUGGCGGGCUUUGGGGGGCAUUCGCUGGGGAACAGGACCCCUGUUGACCCUUGACCUCCGGGCUUUGCUGACGUCAGCAGCUUCGGCCCUCCAGGCCCGGAAGACGUGUGGGACCCCCAGUCCCCGGGCCCGACUGUCUGCAGGGGUUCCUGAUCCCCGGGCAUGUCUGCCGCCGGGGACCCGGGCUGCCCGGGCACAGUGGACCGCGGAGAUCCCCGGUCCCGGGACCCGGGAGGCCUCGGGGACCCGUCUGCGCAUGUGGCUGGCGGUGGCGCUGGGCGCUGGGGGGGCUGUGCUGCUGCUGUGGGGCGGGGGUCCCCCGGCGGUCUUCGCCGCCGUCUCUGGCCCGCCGCCCUACUCUCCCCGGAGCCGGUACAACUUCAUUGCAGACGUGGUAGAGAAGACCGCACCGGCCGUGGUGUAUAUCGAGAUCCUGGGCCGACACCCUUUCUCGAGCCGCGAGGUCCCCAUCUCAAAUGGCUCAGGAUUCGUGGUGGCCGCGGAUGGACUGAUCGUAACCAAUGCCCACGUGGUGGCUAACCGGCGCCAUGUCCGUGUGAGGCUGCCCAGCGGCGACACGUAUGAAGCCGUGGUCACAGCUGUGGAUCCUGUGGCUGACAUCGCUACCCUGAGGAUUCAGACCAAGGAACCUCUCCCCACACUGCCUCUGGGACGCUCGGCCGACGUUCGGCAAGGGGAGUUUGUUGUUGCCAUGGGAAGUCCCUUUGCCUUGCAGAACACUAUCACCUCCGGCAUUGUCAGCUCCGCCCAGCGCCCAGCCAGAGACUUGGGAUUACCGCAAACCAACGUGGAAUACAUCCAGACUGAUGCCGCUAUCGAUUUUGGGAACUCUGGAGGCCCUCUGGUUAACCUGGAUGGGGAGGUGAUCGGGGUGAACACCAUGAAGGUCACAGCUGGAAUCUCCUUCGCCAUCCCAUCUGAUCGCCUUCGGGAGUUUCUGCACCGUGGGGAGAAGAAGAAUUCCUGGUUUGGAGGCAGUGGGUCCCAGCGCCGAUACAUUGGGGUGAUGAUGCUGACUCUGACUCCCAGCAUCCUUGCUGAACUACAGCUUCGAGAACCAAGCUUCCCUGAUGUUCAGCACGGCGUGCUCAUCCAUAAAGUCAUCCUGGGCUCCCCUGCACACCGGGCUGGUCUGCGGCCGGGUGACGUGAUCUUGGCUAUUGGGGAGCAGCUGGUUCAAAAUGCCGAAGACGUCUACGAAGCUGUUCGAACCCAAUCCCAGCUGGCUGUGCGGAUCCGGCGGGGGCCAGAGACACUGACCUUGUACGUGACUCCUGAAGUCACAGAAUGAACCAAUCAGCAAGCCCUCGAGCCUGCAGCUUUGCCUGCCUCCCUGGCCUGGCUCCUCAGGCCUGUCAGCCAGCAGAGGACGGAAUGAACCUGUGGGGGCAGGUCCCUCCACCAGGACCAGUCUCUGGGUUCUGAAGACACAAAAAAACUUUUUAUAUAAAAUAAAAAUCAUACCUAGCGAG
Molecule: messenger RNA, 1540 nt
Organism: Echinops telfairi (small Madagascar hedgehog)
Lineage: Eukaryota; Metazoa; Chordata; Mammalia; Afrosoricida; Tenrecidae
Gene: HTRA2
Product: HtrA serine peptidase 2
Exons: 8
Coding region: 1-1359 (452 amino acids)
Biological process (GO): proteolysis; positive regulation of apoptotic process; programmed cell death
Cellular component (GO): mitochondrion
Molecular function (GO): protein binding; serine-type endopeptidase activity
Source: RefSeq, a predicted model, not a curated record